AUGAAAUUAACGAGUUUAACCUUGUUAGCAAUCACAGCUUUCAUUGGCUUAUUCAUUCCCUGCACACUCACAAAACCAGAUGGAUUUCUUAGUAUUAACUGUGGCGCUUCAAAAAAUGACACAAUUGGAGAGUUGGACUGGAUUACAGAUUCCUUGUUCAUCAAGUUCAGAAACACGUCCAUUAUGCCUCCAUUCAGUUCUAACGAUAUCCCCUACCAAUAUCGGUCCGUGACCUAUUUUACAAAUCUGGAAGCAAAUAAAUAUUGUUACUUACUGCCCGUGAGGCCUCAUAUAAAAUAUCUGGUAAGGGCCCGGUUUUAUCAUGGAGGAUUUGAAAAUCUUCAUUUAGCAAGCAUCUUCGAUUUAUAUAUAGAGGGAAUGAAGUGGUCAAACGUUAACCUGGAGAAUCGCCCAAAAAUUUUCAAUUACUAUUACGAAAUCAUCCUGGUCCCUAAAGGCGGUAGUUUGAGUUUAUGCUUGGCUAGAAAUUCAGAGACACAAGAAAGUUAUUAUGUUUUCAUUUCAACCAUUGAGUUGAGGCCGCUACAAUCUACAAUGUACAACACUUCCAAUGAUUUCAACUACAACGCCUUAAAACGAUCCUAUGGUAUAAAUUUUGGCGGCUCUGAUUGGAUAAACUUUCCCCAGGACCAGUAUGAUCGCAUGUGGAAACCAUUUCCGGUGCCAUUAACAAGUAUCAGCAAGAAUGAAUCCUCUUUUCGGAGUGUAAAAAACCAACCACCUGUAUCAGUAUUAAAGACUGCUAUUACAUCGCGAGUAGGGGAAGAAUUGCUUAUUUCAGAGUGGUUCAAUGCUGUCCCGGGCAUUUACUACUUUGCUCUUUACUUGUGUAACAUCAAUAAGACAAGUGUUUCAGGGAACAACACAUUCCAGGUCUUCAUUGGCAAUGUUCAAAUUGCGGAAACAGAAGUUCCUGAGUAUAUGUACUGUUUGUCACCAGAAACUCGUCUAGAGCUUAGCACAACUGAUUCUACAGAUAUAAGAAUACGUUCAAAAGCAGGAUCCGAGAUGAGGCAAUUCAUAAAUGCAGCUGAAGCAUAUCAAAUAGUAAACAUCACCAAUAUGACACACGCCGGAGAUGUUCUUGCUAUUAGAAAUAUAGCAAAUACAGUGAAUGUUCCAGAUGAUUGGACAACAGGAGAUCCAUGUUUGCCUGCAGGUUUACCAUUAACCGGUGUUAUGUGCAAUGAUGAAGACACCCCACGAGUGAUUACUGUGAAUUUAACAAGCAUGGGUCUCACUGGCAAUAUACCUCCAAGCAUAGCGAACUUAACAGCAUUACAACAGUUGCUGUUAGGCAACAAUAAUUUUUUAGGUUCUAUUCCAGACCUCAGCACACUGAAGAACCUUACGACAUUGCAACUACAAAAUAACCAACUGACUGGAGACAUUCCAAGUUCAUUAGAGAAACUCCCCGUGUUAAAUGAGCUUUUUUUGCAGAACAACAAAUUAGAUGGAGAUGUGCCACCUGGUUUAAUCAAGCCUGGUUUAAACCUCCAAGUUCUUCCUCAAAAUAAGCCUCCACAGGGGAGGAAAGACAAAGGUUGGGUUAUAGGACCUGCUAUUGGCUGUUCCGUUCUAUUAGUUCUUUUGAUAUUCGGAAUUUAUUUAUGGAGGCACAAAUAUAAUCAAGGAAGUCAUACCACAAGAAGUUCUAUUAUGCAACCUCAACAUUCAUUUACAGAUAAAGAUGAUCCAAAUGAAUUUGAAAAAGUGGUGGUAGAAUAUAGUGAAGAAGAUAUUAAAGCAGCUACAAACAACUAUUCUACACUAAUUGGUAAGGGAGGCUUUGGAUCUGUGUUUUAUGGUCAACUUUCAGGAAAUAAUGUUGCAGUGAAGAUACUUUCAACAGAUUCAUCUCAAGGAAAACAAGAAUUUCGAAACGAGAUAACUCUCCUUUCAAGGGUACACCAUAAGAAUCUUGUAAAUCUUAUUGGGUACUGUAGGCAAGAUACAGUAGCCCUAGUAUACGAAUUUAUGGAAUGUGGAACACUGGCGGACCAUUUACACGGCUCCAUGAAACAAGAGAAACCGCUUGAUUGGCAAACCAGGAUCAAUAUUGCUCUACAAACUGCACAGGGUUUGCUAUACCUUCAUGAGGGUUGUAUUCCUUCAAUCGUACACAGAGAUAUUAAGUGUACUAAUAUACUUUUGGAUAACAGAAUGUUUGCCAAGAUUGCUGAUUUUGGUCUAUCGAAGUUAUUACAAAACUCCCAAAGCCAUGUAACAACAGAAGUCAAGGGCACCCUCGGCUAUCUUGAUCCCGAAUACUAUGGAACGUCAUCAUUGAAUGAAAAGAGUGAUGUCUAUAGUUUUGGUGUAGUUUUGUUGGAGAUUAUUUCUGGAAUACCACCCAAGGAGGGAAUAGUUGAAUCGGCUAAAGAGUUGCUUUCGUGCGGGAGAAUAGCAGAGUUGAUGGAUUCUUCGUUGGGUGGCCAUUACAGUUUAGAAUCUGCAUGGAGAGUUGCAGAGGUUGCGUACAAUUGUGUGGAACCAAGGCCACAAAAUAGACCCACAAUGAAUACUGUUGUGAAAGAGCUAGCAGAAGCGAAGGCACUUGUAUUGCAUGAUGACAUUAAACCUGCAUCUUUAAAUGUACUUGACGAAGUACCCGAACCUCGGUAGCCAUUCAAUUCUGAAUCUGCUUCACUAGGGGAAAGUUGCCCACAUAACAGUGCCUGCCUUUUCAGACCUAUACUUCAUAAGAAUUAUAAUACUAAGUGGUUAAGGAUGAACU
Molecule: messenger RNA, 2758 nt
Organism: Cryptomeria japonica (Japanese cedar)
Lineage: Eukaryota; Viridiplantae; Streptophyta; Pinopsida; Cupressales; Cupressaceae
Product: putative leucine-rich repeat receptor-like serine/threonine-protein kinase At2g14440
Exons: 15
Coding region: 1-2646 (881 amino acids)
Biological process (GO): protein phosphorylation
Molecular function (GO): protein kinase activity; protein binding; ATP binding
Source: RefSeq, a predicted model, not a curated record